Messenger RNA from Pecten maximus, 2983 nucleotides. RefSeq names its product phospholysine phosphohistidine inorganic pyrophosphate phosphatase-like. The record is from RefSeq and is a predicted model, not a curated record. Gene Ontology annotation, molecular function: inorganic diphosphate phosphatase activity; phosphatase activity. Gene Ontology annotation, cellular component: cytosol. The coding region runs from base 41 to 874 and encodes 277 amino acids. Gene Ontology annotation, biological process: dephosphorylation. NCBI's taxonomy places the organism in Eukaryota, Metazoa, Mollusca, Bivalvia, Pectinida, Pectinidae. The transcript is spliced from 7 exons.
GAAAGAUUAUACGCGUUUCGGACAUUAAUUGUAAGUCAAAAUGACGAGUACAGGAAAAUGGACAGACGGUGUGGAAGGCGUUUUAUUAGACAUAACAGGAGUUUUAUAUGAAAGUGGACCUUCGGAAGCCAUACAAGGAUCUUUAGAAGCGGUAAAGAGACUGAAAGAGGCUGGGCUGCCAGUACGGUUCUGUACCAAUGAGACGACUUGUACCAGACAGGUGUUAGUAGACAGAUUAAAAGGUUUUGGGUUUGACAUUAAACCAGAGGAAGUAUUUCCACCCAUCCCAGCUAUGUGUCAGGUCCUCAAGGAGAGAAAUCUACGUCCUCAUCUUCUUAUCCAUCCCAAUGCUUCAGCUGACUUUAGUGAUGUGACAACAGAGAACCCUAAUUGUGUGGUACUAGGGGAUGCCAUCCACGAGUUUUCCUACGCCAACUUAAACAAGGCUUUCCAGAUACUGGUCUCCUUGAAUAACCCUAUCCUUUUCUCCCUGGGCAAAGGGAGGUAUUAUAAAGAUGAAGGAAACUUAGUUCUAGACGUGGGAUCAUUUUGUCGUGCUUUAGAGUAUGCCUGUGAUAUUGAGGCUGAGGUAGUAGGGAAGCCAUCUGCUACAUUUUUUAACACUGCUGUGAAGAACAUGGGCCUUAAUGCUGAAAAGGUUGUUAUGGUGGGGGAUGAUAUUGUGAGUGAUGUAGGAGGUGCACUGGCAUCUGGUAUGAGAGGAGUGCUGGUACGGACUGGAAAAUACAGAUCCACAGACGAAGAUCACCCUACAGUCAAGCCAUCAGCAAUUGUAAAUAAUCUGUCAGAAGCAGUAGAUAUUUUGAUCAAAUCAAGAAAACCCAACUGGGAUGGCCUUGCAGAACUUGCAUAGCAAUCUUCUGUGUUUAUGCCAUAUGGCUACAAGAACUCCUUUGCUCUUGCCGUCAUCUCUGCUGAGGCUCCACGAUAUAGUGUCAUUCCCUUCCAGCCAAAAAAAAUGAUAUACAUGUAUAUAAAUAGAUCGUCAACAUUCAUGAACAUUUUGGAUGUCCAAAAGGUUUAAGAGUUAGUUGGAUUGUUAUUAGCUUUCUUUUUAAUAUCAAAUAUUAUACUAAACAGAUUUUUUUUAAUUGUUACUAAAUUACUACUGUAAUUAGAUAAUUAUAUUUGAUACAUCAUGAUGGUUUUUGUCUUUAUAGUAUUAUAAAAUGAUUUUUUGGAAUUUUUGCAGUGAUUAUAUAUGUCCUUAAUCAUGUUCAAUAUCUUAUUAUAAAGUCAGUGUUUUGUUAAUGUUACAUAUAUAGAUUCAAGGAAGAAAUCCUCUCAGGAUUUUUUUAUUUUAUUUUUAGUUUUUUAAUAUACAGAGUAUUUUGAGUUGUAAACAAGAUUUACACAUGCUGCUUGAUCUGACAUGGUCUUAUAAAGAGUGACCUUGAAUCUCGGGAGAUACAGAUCCGAUUUAUAAAUGAAUUAUAUUACUAUAUACAGUGGAGCCUCGAUAAUCCGAACACCUUCAUUCCCAGCCCAAACCGUACGCGUCUGUACAUGUAUAUGUACCUGGUAUGUAUCUACAUUUGGUGCUGCAGUCUCCCAUUGCCACAGCAUUAAUCUUGACUGCAUCUAUGAGUGGAUAGAUGCAUGCAUUCGAGAUAUAAGAUUGUAUUUAUUGUCACUAAAGAUAAAAUUUAUAUUGACAAUAAAUGCAAUCUAACAAGCUUUAAUCGUUAGAUAACAGUUGUAUACCUGAAAAUGCAUAUAGUUUUAAAAGGUGAUUUAUAUUAUCAGUGUCAUUUUGAACUACAGAUGCAGUCAACAUGUAAAAUUAGAUAAAUAAUUGUAGUGUAUAUGCAAUAUGUAAAAGAAUUAAAAAAUAUUUAUAACAACAUUUCAUAUCUUGAAAACCAUGCAAUUCAUUAGUUAAUAACACUUUCAAAUAAUUUUUUACAAUUGCAUGUAGAAUGUCAUUGUCAAAAAACUCUCGAGUCUCUGCUCUACACAAACCAUAAAGAUGACAGAAACUCUCGAGUCUCUGCUCUACACAAACCAUAGGGAUGACAGAAACUUUCGAGUCUCUGCUCUACACAAACCAUAGGGAUGACAGAAACUGUCGAGUCUCUGCUCUACACAAACCAGGGGCCGUGAUGGCAGAGUAGUUAAAGUGUCCCGACACUUUAUCACUAGCCCUCCACCUCUGGGUUGCGAGUUCGAAACCUAUGUGGGGCAGUUGCCAGGUACAGACCGUAGGCCGUUGUUUUUUUCUCCCCGGGUACUCCGGCUUUCCUCCACCUCCUAAACCAGGCACGUCCUUAAAUGACCCUGGCUGAUAGGACGUUAAACAAAAACAAACCAUACUACACAAACCAUAGAGAUGACAGAAACUCUCGAGUCUGCUCUACACAAACCAUAGAGAUGACAGAAACUCUCGAGUCUCUGCUCUACACAAACCAUAGAGAUGACAGAAACUCUUGAGUCUCUGCUCUACACAAACCAUAGAGAUGAUAGAAACUCUCGAGUCUGCUCUACACAAUUAAACCAUAGAGAUGACAGAAACUCUGGAGUCUGCUAUACACAAACCAUAGAGAUGAGAGAAACUCUGGAGUCUGCUCUACACAAACCAGAGAUGACAGAAACUCUGGAGUCUGCUCUACACAAACCAUAGAGAUGACAGAAACUCUCGAGUCUCUGCUCUACACAAACCAUAGAGAUGACAGAAACUCUGGAGUCUCGGCUCUACACAAACCAUAGAGAUGACAGAAACUCUUGAGUCUCUGCUCUACACAAACCAUAGAGAUGACAGAAACUCUUGAGUCUCUGCUCUACACAAACCAUAGAGAUGACAGAAACUCUGGAGUCUCUGCUCUACACAAACCAUAGAGAUGACAGAAACUCUGGAGUCUCUGCUCUACACAAACCAUAGAGAUGACAGAAACUCUUGAGUCUCUGCUCUACACAAACCAUAGAGAUGACAGAAACUCUCGAGUCUCUGCUCUACACAAACCAU